Molecule: messenger RNA, 1233 nt
Organism: Anisakis simplex (herring worm)
Lineage: Eukaryota; Metazoa; Nematoda; Chromadorea; Rhabditida; Anisakidae
Source: the annotation of a GenBank genome assembly
AUGAGUAAGUACUCAUCGAAAGGUGACAGUCGUGUAACGACUGUCGUCGCAACGCCCGGUUAUGGGCCUGAUCGACAAAUAGAAGUUCAGUAUACGGAUACCAAAGUGAUUGGAAACGGCUCAUUUGGCGUGGUUUAUCUAGCAAAAUUAACCGACUCAAAUGAACAGGUGGCUAUCAAGAAGGUUUUGCAAGAUAAACGAUUUAAGAAUCGGGAAUUACAAAUAAUGCGGAAAUUAGAGCAUCAAAAUAUCGUAAAACUAAAGUAUUUCUUCUACUCAAGUGGAGAGAAGGUAAGCAAAUUAAGAAAGGAUGAUCUCUUCUUAAAUCUCAUCCUCGAAUAUAUUCCUGAAACUGUUUAUCGUGUGGCACGGCAUUAUUCGAAACAACGUCAGAUUAUUCCCACACUAUAUAUCAAGUUGUAUAUGUAUCAGCUAUUUCGUGCGUUAGCGUAUAUUCAUAGUUUGGGUAUAUGUCAUCGUGAUAUAAAACCACAAAACUUAUUGCUAGACCCCGAUACAGCCGUAUUAAAACUUUGUGAUUUUGGUUCUGCGAAACAUUUGGUGCGCGGUGAACCGAACGUUUCAUAUAUUUGCUCGCGAUAUUAUCGCGCACCAGAACUGAUCUUCGGAGCGACAGAUUAUUCAACAAAUAUUGAUGUUUGGUCAGCUGGUACAGUUCUAGCCGAACUACUGCUCGGUCAGCCGAUAUUUCCGGGUGAUUCAGGUGUGGAUCAGCUCGUUGAAAUCAUCAAAAUAUUGGGAACACCGACUCGUGAUCAGAUUCAACAAAUGAAUCCAAAUUAUACCGAUUUUAGAUUCCCUCAAAUUCGAGCUAACCCUUGGCAACGUGUAUUCCGUCCGAGAACACCACCCGAAGCAGUCGAUUUGGUGUCGCGUUUGCUGGAAUUUACACCCAGCGCGCGUCUGUCGCCGUUGCAAGCGUGUGCGCAUGCGUUAUUCGACGAGUUGCGUCAGCCGGACUGUAAAUUGCCGAAUGGUCGACCGUUGCCGCCCAUCUUCGAUUUCUCCGAACAAGAGUUGCGCAUUGAACCAAGCCUGAACUCCACACUUCUACCACACACACUUUCUUCACAAGCGUCAGGCGUUGAAGCGGCGGCCGGAGUUGGAGCUGGAACAGGCUCAACGACAGGCGGAACCACAACAACUAGUGCGGCUGCACCGCUAAGUGCCACAGAGCAGCCGUCGUCGACGACAGAUGCAACCGCAUCGUAG